Maylandia zebra (zebra mbuna) is the source of this 1491-nucleotide messenger RNA. RefSeq names its product linkage group 12 C12orf43 homolog (gene lg12h12orf43). The record is from RefSeq and is a predicted model, not a curated record. Lineage: Eukaryota; Metazoa; Chordata; Actinopteri; Cichliformes; Cichlidae. Gene Ontology annotation, biological process: Wnt signaling pathway; negative regulation of Wnt signaling pathway; Spemann organizer formation.
UGAAAACACAACACUAGUAGCUGCACAUGUGUUUCAUCAUGGCGGCCCCCGUUAAAAAGAUGGUUGGGGUUUCGGACGACUCCAGCAGCAGUGACGACGAAGUACUUAAAAGAUGUCAGGAGGCGGUUUGGGAGACGAAGGCUGUCAAAAGCAAAGAUGCGGAUGCCAGUGUGAAAGAGUCAAAGCGUCUCGUUGUCGCUGACCAUGAACAUGAUGGCAACGAGCUCCAGGUCACGCCAGGAUUCCAGACGCAUGUUGCCAGAAAGUUAGGACACUUUCUUGACAGUUGUAUUUCAGAGAUAAAGCCUCAAACUUCAUCCUGUUUAGAACCAGCUAAAUGUAACAAAGAUGAUGAGGAGGAGGAGGAAGGAUUUCGUCUGUUUUCUACAUCAGUCCCAGGAAAGAAAGCUGAAGAUCCUCCCGCCCCCGUAAGGCGUCGGCCUGCUCCCAGCUCAAGCGACAGCGAUGAUGAGAUGGAAAUGAGGCUGAAAGAGGCAGCGGUGUCUGUCAAAGAUCUGUUACCCUCGUUGGUGCUCUCACCCCCUUCGAUGGAGUCUCCUUGCUCGGUAAAAAUGACAAAGACGAAGAAGAAAGAUACAGAGGGAGAAGAGAGCCGCGUUAAGAAGAAGAAGAAGAAGAAGAAUCAGGAGGAUGGGGAACAGGUGGACUCAGAUUCUACUCCUGAUGCUCAGAGUAAUGGUGAGCUCACAAACUCAGAACAGGAACACAUGCAAGUCAAAGUAAAACGGAAAAAGAAGAAGAAGAGGCAAGAAGAAAACGCAGAGGAAGAAGCAUUGCACUGAUUUUUAAUUAUUUUUUAAAUGACUUUCUGCCACGGUGAAUUCAAAGAUUUAAAAUAUUUUUAUUCAAAAGCUGGGAUUGGUCUUUACUUUGUCAUUAAUGAUGUUAAAACAAAAAAGUGAAAAUAUUUCAAGGUGAGUUAAAAAAAUGCAGGUAACAUGCUGAUGACAAGUUUCAGAUCAGUUUACAUUUUGUUUAAAUUCUAAAACAUUUACAAAUAUUUGAAUAAAAAAAUACACGUCAGUGUUAAUCUUCCGUUGAUUUUCUGUGUCGAGUGAAUUUCCUGUGUCCUCGUUUCAGUGACAGUUUGACGUUUGAGUCAAACAGUGUCAUCGCUCAGGUGCAACUCUGGGUUUUCAGUGUUACGAAGGCGACCUGCUUCUUACUUUGGUACAUCUUCAUGGUAACCUACACUGCAGACCUUACCUGCUCGUGUUUCUGUUUCUGUAGUUUUAUCUUCUUUUGUAAAAUUAGUUGCACUGCUUGUCCACGUUUCUGAUUGGUCAGAUCUAGAUUGGAAAGACCCUGGUUUGACGCAUCAAGUUCAUAACAGCUUUCGGGUGACUACUUAUUCUGAAUGCUGAUCUUGGGGUGGAUGAAGCCAGUAUUUUGGGUAUUUUGAACUUGCUUUGUAGUACUGGCCCCAAGCUUACAUGGCAUACGUCCCGAUUCACUCCUGAAUCCAGCUGA